Molecule: messenger RNA, 3123 nt
Organism: Pseudophryne corroboree (corroboree frog)
Lineage: Eukaryota; Metazoa; Chordata; Amphibia; Anura; Myobatrachidae
Gene: CDH4
Product: cadherin 4
Exons: 16
Coding region: 257-3031 (924 amino acids)
Biological process (GO): homophilic cell-cell adhesion; adherens junction organization; calcium-dependent cell-cell adhesion
Cellular component (GO): adherens junction; plasma membrane; catenin complex
Molecular function (GO): calcium ion binding; cadherin binding
Source: RefSeq, a predicted model, not a curated record
UGCCUGGACCGCUGUGGGGGCGUGGCGCGAGUGUCAGUUAGCGGGAGUGGGCGGGGCGGUGCUGCGCUCAGCUGGUGCAGCCCGUUCACCUGCAGCUCAGAGCGGGGGAGAGACAGGGCGGCAAGCGGCAGCGCCCGGGGGCAGCGGAGCCUCACACCGGGACGUAAAGGACAGGAGGGUACUGACAUUCCAGCCAACAACGGGGGGUGAGCCGGACACUUGGCCUCUAGGAUCCAGAGUCCCGUCUGCCAGUAAGAUGUCAGGGGGAUCCGGGAGCGCUCUGCUGCUGUUGUUGGCCCUUCCAGGGGCACUGGGGGCACACACUGGGAAUGUUACCGCACGGCACAGCUGCACACCAGGCUUUUCUGAGGAAGGUUACACAGCUCUCGUAUCACCAAAUAUCAAGGAGGGGCAGACACUACUUAAAGUCAAAUUUAAUGGGUGCAAUACAGGAACGCAGGGAAUCUGGUAUGAAACUAGCAACCCUGAUUUCAAAGUUGGAACAGAUGGGGCAGUGUACACAGCUCGCAAGGUACAGAUCCCCUCCAAACAAGCAGUAUUUGUGGUGGCUGCCUGGGACCACCAGAUUCCGGAGAAAUGGGAAGCUGCAAUCCGGCUGCUGGUGGAAGACAAGCCUCUCAACCAAAGCCAACACCAGCAGCAGCGGCAGCAGCAGCAGCAGCGAGGUAUAUGGGACCAGCCAACCGAGCACCCACAGACCCAGAGUGGUACUCUCUUACCAUGGCGACAGCAUCGUGAUGCUAAUGGGCUGAGGAGACAGAAGAGAGACUGGGUAAUUCCUCCAGUCAAUGUACCAGAGAAUUCAAGAGGACCAUUUCCUGACCAGCUGGUGCGAAUCCGCUCUGACAAAGACAGAGAGAGUAUGAUCCGCUACAGCAUUACAGGCGUUGGGGCUGACCAACCCCCCAUGGAAAUUUUUAGCAUAGACCCCAUAUCUGGACGUAUGUAUGUAACAAGGCCCCUGGACAGAGAGGAGCGAUCGUCUUACCAUCUCAGGGCUCAUGCUGUGGAUAUGAAUGGGAACAAAGUGGAGAAUCCCAUUGACCUCUCCAUCUACGUCAUCGACAUGAAUGACAACAGACCAGAGUUCUCCAGUCCUAUAUUCAAUGGCUCAGUGGACGAAGCUUCAAAACCAGGCACCUAUGUAAUGACAGUAACGGCACAUGAUGCAGAUGACAUAAACACAUCAAAUGGAAUCAUUAUGUACCGGAUUAUGGCGCAGAGUCCGCAGAGCCCAUCCCAGGACAUGUUUGUGAUUCACAGCGAGACAGGAGCCAUUAAUACUGUAGCUGCUGGUCUGGACCGAGAGAAGGUCCAGCAGUACACCGUUGUCAUUCAAGCCACAGACAUGGAGGGGAACUUAAACCACGGAUUGUCAAACACGGCCACAGCUAUUAUAACUGUCGCAGACGUCAAUGACAACCCCCCAGAAUUUACCUCCAAGAUGUUCACUGGCGAGAUGGCAGAGAACAGGGUUGAUGUGGUGGUGGCUAAUCUCACUGUGGUGGAUCGGGAUCAGCCAUACACUCCCAACUGGAAUGCCAUCUAUAAAAUUAUUAGUGGUGAUCCUGCUGGUCACUUUACUGUCAAAACAGAUCCAACGACCAAUGAGGGCAUGGUAACCGUGGUGAAGCCAGUGGAUUUUGAGAUGAACAAGGCCUUUUUACUGAACGUUAUGGUGACAAACCAAGCACCUCUGGCUAGCGGAAUACAAAUGUCCCUACAGUCCACCUCUGCUGUGACUAUUUCCAUCAUGGAUGUAAAUGAAGCUCCUUACUUUCCCAACCGAAAUGACCCCAUCAUGCAGAUGGAGGGAGUGCCAGUGGGGAGACUGCUGACAACAUUCUCUGCUGUGGAUCCAGACCGCUCCCUGCAGCAAGCUCUUCGAUACACCAAGCUGUAUGACCCGGCAAACUGGCUUGCUAUCAAUACCACAAACGGCCAGGUGUUUACUAUCGCCAUUUUGGAUCGUGAAUCCCCCUUUGUUAAAGAUGACAUCUAUGAGGCCAAAUUUCUAGCCACUGACAAUGGAGUUCCCCCUGCCAGUGGCACUGGUACAUUGCAGAUCCAGCUGAUUGAUAUUAAUGACAAUGCUCCUGAGCUCCUUCCCAAAGAGUCGCAGAUCUGUGAGAGAUUCAAUUCCCAUGGCAUCAAUGUCACAGCUACAGACAUGGACCGUAAACCCAGUGGAGACCCUUUUGUGUUCGAGCUGCCGACUGUGCCCUCCACCAUUAGAAGGAACUGGACUAUUACCAGGAUAAAUGGUAAUUACGCACGCCUCAGUCUGCAGAUCGGCUAUUUGGAGUCUGGUGUAUAUGAGGUGCCUGUCAUUGUGGCAGACUCUGGAAACCCUCCUCUUUACAACACAUCAAUUAUCAGAGUGAAGGUCUGUCCCUGUGAUGACAAUGGAGACUGUACAACUAUUGGAGCAGUAGCUGCGACCAGACUUGGAACUGGAGCGAUUAUCUCCAUCCUCAUCUGUAUCAUCAUCCUGUUGUCCAUGGUUCUGCUAUUUGUUAUGUGGAUGAAGCGCAGGGAAAAGGAAAGACACACAAAGCAGUUGCUGAUUGACCCCGAGGAUGAUGUGCGGGACAAUAUACUGAAGUAUGACGAGGAAGGUGGUGGAGAAGAGGACCAGGACUAUGAUUUAAGUCAGUUGCAGCAGCCAGAGACACUGGAUCAUGUUAUGAAUAAAGUGGCGGGUGUCAGACGGGUGGAUGAGAGACCAGUAGGUGCUGAGCCACAGUACCCUAUCAGACCCGUACUUCCACACCCAGGGGACAUUGGUGACUUUAUCAGUGAGGGACUCAGAGCCGCUGACAAUGAUCCUACAGCGCCACCUUAUGACUCUCUUCUGGUUUUCGAUUAUGAAGGUAGCGGUUCCACCGCUGGGUCUGUUAGUUCUCUUAACUCCUCUAGCUCAGAGGAUCAGGACUUUGAGUACUUGAAUGAUUGGGGUCCUCGCUUCAAAAAACUGGCUGACUUGUACGGCGGUGGGGAGGAGGAUUGACAGGACGUCUGCAUCUUAUUGAAACAUAACCUCCUCAGUUGUACACUGGCAGCUUUCAUUUUUUUAUUAUUAAACUCCCGACUCCCAGCCCC